AAUACGACAUACCACAAAUUUUCAUGAAAAUCGGUCCAGCCGUUUUGGGGGAGUCUUGUAACAAACACCGCUAUACGAGUAUUUUAUAUAUUAGAUUUCUCUUCCCGUAAGAAUACGGGAAUAGAAUUUUUCAAAUCGGUUCGGUAGUUUCAGAGCCUAGGUAUUCAAUCAUCAAACUCAAAUUCUUGCAAACAAACAAAUAUUUCAACUCUAGGUACCUAUUAUAUUACCAAAAAUUACCUAGUAGGUAUAGAUUAUUCAAUAUUUCGGAGUCUAUUUAAUGCAAACAAUCAAAUCAUUCCUCUAUGUAAUAUAAGUAGGUACCUAUAGAUUCACAUAUUAUCAAGCAAGCUUUUCAUCUAAUUUCAAUUUUCCUACAAACACAAGUCUCAGUCACACAGCAGGCGAAACGAGUUAUACUCGGAGUAUCUUAGCGUGAUCAAAUCAGAAAGGAGGACAUCCACAGAAGAACCAAAGCCACCGAAAUAGCUCAACGACUCGUGAAGCUGAAGAUGGGCGGGGCACAUAGUUAGAAAGCGGACGUUGGGGUCCCAAGGUGCUGGAGUGGCGACCCAGGUGGACGAUAUCCAGCGAGUUGGAGGGAUUCGUUGGAGGCUCAGGAUCGUGAUGUUUGGAAGUCCCUACAAAAGGCCUUUGUCCUGUAGUGGACAUUCAUCGGCUGAUAUGAUGAUGAUGACCUCACGAGUACGUACAUGGAAAAACAUUCAUAUAUAUAUAUAUAUAUAUAUAUAUAUAUAUAGCUAUAGAGGGUUAGGGUUGUAAAAGUCUAUAAAAUAAACCUACACAAUUGCAAUAAAAUAAAAAUUCGCGUGGCGAGGAAAAUGAAAUAGCCACAUGUUUCGUAAUUUUAUAGGCGGCACUAUAAAACAUUUUUAUGUCGUUCACAUUCGUUUCCUAGUUCACUUUUACCGCUGUGUACCACCAUGUAGACCCAAAAUGAGAGCUGCUUUAUAUUUUAUCGUAAUAUACACAUGUAUUAUACAUACAACAUCUAAUUUGAACGUGGGAGGUGAUGAAAAAUCUACAAUAAACAGACAAGAAAGAGAACGACAUCUAAAUAAAAUUAAUAAUGUAAAGGAAGAUUUUAGAUUGUAUAAAAAAAGAAUGGAAGAUCUAAAAGAUGCAAAAGCCGCGAAAAGAAAAGCUGAAGUGUUGAAAAGAUUAAAGAGUUAUGAAAAAAAACUUAGUAAUGCUGGCGAUUUGGAAAAAGUAAUAAAAAAUCCUGAUUUAGAAAAACAAAUAUACCAGAGAGAUCCUGUUUUAAACUACAUGAAAAGAAGAGACUUUCGAAGAAUAGCGGAGUCUUCCGAUUUUGAAACUAGUGAAACUUCUAGUUCAAGUAUGGAAGUAACGAAUUGGAAGGAUGAGUGGAAGCAGCUCUGGCUUCAGAAGAAGUUAGAAGCGAUCAAUACUUCUAUGCCGAAAGGAGAUAUGGUUAAUAUGGUUGCAGCGAGUGAGAUUUCUUUUUAAUUAACUACCUACGAUUCUACAGUAAUAUUAUAAAUAGAUUUUUAUUUUUGUAUGUAACGUAUAAACUCAAAAAUACUCGUAAUGUUAAUAAUAACUCCGUAUUCCCACGGCAUCAGGACUAGGAUUAAUAACACAACAAACUAAUUAUAAGAUGUUUCUUGGCGCUAAUCUCUGGGUCGAUUUUCGUGCGGUCUCAAUCGCAAGAGCCUGGAGUCUGGAGUAAUAUAUUAUAAGUUUAUCAAGAUGUACCUAUUGUAAAGAAAAAGUUAUUCGAAAUAACAUAAAAUUAAAAAUUUUGUAAACCCCCGAAGGUCAUGUAAUUAUUAAUUACACUCUCGAUCAAAUCAUCAAUAUUCUCUUUCAGUGCGCUUUCAUUUGAGACCCCAUAUUUGCAGACAUUCGGUUAUUCUUCCCCAAUUUCACCCCCCACAAAUUUUAAACGGCUCAACAGAUUUUCGUCAAACAUGUUUAAGACACUCGCAUAUAAGACCCCUUUAAUAAAAAAAAUUGAAAUCGUUUCAUCCGCUCGGGAGCUAUGUUGCCACAGAUAGACUGACAGACUGACAGACAGACAUACAGACACACAGACAGACAGAUACGUCAAACUUAUACUCGUAACACUUCUCUUUUUGGGUGGGGGUUAAAAAUAGACAUUACUGCGAACACAGUCGUGCUUUAGUUAACAAUACGUGUAGUAUUUACACACAAGAUACAAUCAAUAUUUAUUUUCCUAUUUAAGGACCAUGGGGAGUUCCGUGUGGGGAUCCAAAUCAGCAUGACGCACCAUGGGGGACAUGCAUGCUGCCUAUGGAAUGCGAGGCGGAGUACAGGAUCUAUCGUGGAGAUUAUUUCUGUGGUCGGACCAAGUUCAUCUGUUGUGCCCUACAAUUCACAAAUUACGAUUUGUACGAAGGAUUUGAUAACUCGUUCGCCGAUUCCAGUUUAGCUACAGAUUCCGAAGAAAAGAAAAACAGAGACAGAGGAUCUAAAGAAAAGAAGCGGCGGAAGAGCGCAAGGGACAGAAAACGUAGAUUUCGAGACAGGUUGAAGCGUAAACGGAGAAUCAAGAGAACGAUUAGAAAGAUAAUGAGAGAAAUACGAAAGAUAUUAAACAAAUCGUUCCGAAACGGCACUGCAGCUAGAAAGAAGAAGACGAAACAACUCAAAAGGUUUAUAAAGCAAAUGAAACAACGCUACAUAAAAGAAAGAAGGAUUGUCAAGGAUAUCCAUGAAACGGAGCUGAUAAAAAUCGAUGCAGCAUUACAGAAGAGAUUGAAUGAAAUACGAGGCAUGAACCAAGAGUACGUGAAUAAUCAAACCUUUAGAGAUAUCAUCGUAAAUGGAUCAAUAAGUAGACAGAAUGUGAAAAUGUUGAUGAAGGCGUACCCGGAUUUAGCUGAUGUCAUUAAUACGAGGCGCACAGGGAAAGAGAAACCUCCAAAGGAUUAUUUGGAAUACGAUAUUGAGUAUGGAUAUCUUUAUUACUGAGCAAUAAAACCCUUGCCCAUUUUAUGUUUCAACUUUUAGUCAAUAAAAUAUAUAAUACGACUAUAUGACUGUUGGAAAU
This is a messenger RNA of Bicyclus anynana (squinting bush brown), 3058 nucleotides long. RefSeq lists its product as uncharacterized. Bases 2290 to 2979 code for a protein of 229 amino acids. The transcript has a single exon. The record is from RefSeq and is a predicted model, not a curated record. NCBI's taxonomy places the organism in Eukaryota, Metazoa, Arthropoda, Insecta, Lepidoptera, Nymphalidae.